GCUAUAUAUAGAGUACCGCUGCACGAGAGUCCUGCGAAGGAUGCUGCCGCAAGCUCUGAAGAUGACCGGCAGAAGCGCGUUUCCGCUGCUCAGGUGCGCGGACCGCUGGCCUGACGUCAUCGCGUCCGCUGCGUCACGCCAGGUGAAGACGCUGGAGCAGAUGCCCGGACCCUCGGCCCCGGGCUUCAUCUGGGACCUGCUCUUCAGACGCGGACUGUCGCGCCUCCAUCAGCUGCAGCUGGAGGGCAGGAGGAGGUACGGGCCCAUGUGGAAGGCCAGCUUUGGGCCCAUCCUGACGGUCCAUGUGGCCGAGCCGGAGCUGAUCGAGCAGGUGCUGAGACAGGAAGGCCAGCACCCCAUGCGCUCGGACCUCUCGUCCUGGAAGGACUACCGCAAGCUCCGCGGAGAGGGAUACGGACUCCUGACAGCUGAAGGUGAGGAGUGGCAGAGCGUGCGCAGUCUACUGGGGAAGCACAUGCUGCGGCCUAAAGCUGUGGAGGCGUAUGACGGCACACUCAACGCUGUAGUGACAGACCUCAUCCAAAAACUCAAGCUACGCUCGCAACAGAGCUCCAGCGGCCUCGUCACUGACAUCUCUGCUGAGUUCUACCGCUUCGGUCUGGAAGGGAUCUCGUCUGUGCUGUUUGAGUCCAGGAUCGGCUGUCUCGACCCGGUGGUUCCUGUGGAGACGGAGCGCUUCAUCCAGUCCAUCAACACCAUGUUUGUCAUGACGCUCCUCACAAUGGCUAUGCCUCAGUGGCUCCACCGGCUGCUUCCCAAACCCUGGGACACCUUCUGCCGCUGCUGGGACUACAUGUUCCAGUUCGCUAAAGGGCACAUUGACCAGCGUCUUGAGGAGGAGAGGCAGAAGAUGGCACGAGGAGAGCGUCUAGAGGGACGGUACCUCACCUACUUUCUGUCUCAGGCCGGAGUUCCUCUGAAAUCUGUGUACAGCAAUGUGACCGAGCUGCUGCUCGCUGGCGUCGACACGAUCUCCAGCACGCUGUCGUGGUCUCUGUACGAGCUCUCGCGGCACCCUGAGAUCCAGACGGCGCUGCGGGACGAGGUUCGGUGCGUGAUGAAGGGCCGCAGCGUCCCAGAGGCGCGUGAUGUGGCGGCCAUGCCGCUCAUGAAGGCCGUGAUGAAGGAGAUCCUCAGGCUCUAUCCUGUGAUUCCAGCUAACGCUAGAGUCAUCACAGACAGAGAUAUUACCAUCGGAGGAUACCUCAUCCCGAGAAACACGCUGAUCACUCUGUGCCACUACGCCACGUCCCGUGACCCGCGGCAGUUCAGUGAUCCGGACGCGUUCGUCCCGCAGCGCUGGCUGAGCCGCUCCGAGGGCAGUCACCCCUACGCCUCCGUGCCGUUCGGAGUGGGCAAGCGCAGCUGCGUCGGCCGGCGCAUCGCUGAGCUGGAGGUCUACCUGGCGCUGGCUCAGAUUUUAAUGCACUUUAACGUGGAGCCGACGGAGGAGAGCGCUCCGGUCCGGCCGAUGACCAGAACUCUUCUGGUGCCCGAGAGACAGAUCAACCUCCGCUUCAUCGAGCGCUGACGUGACGGUCCGAGUGACCGGGUGUGACAGAACUGGCCCUGUCCUUCACAGAGAGCCAGGAGGACACUGGGACAUCUGCAGCAGGAGCCGCUCUCAGCACCUGUGACUCCCUUACCUGAGCGGAUACCAGCUCAAGAACUACCCUGUGAUUCAUUACCCAUGUGACAUAACCCAGAAAAGAGUUCAAGAGAAGCUGAAGGUGUCCGUUGCUGGAUGAAGCUGCACAGACCGUGCUGCAGAUCUUCAUGAAGAGCCGCUUCGCUCCUUCGUUACGCAACAGAGAGCCUAGAAAAACUCUAGAAAAGCUCUUCAUUUAUAGACGCUUGUGUGCAAAACAAAUGAGGAGCAGCUCGUGCUCAUGGUCUUUAUUAGAAAAUGAAGAUUUGGUGCUAUACUGUGUUUGAAAUUUGCCAGUUUUUCAUUGUAGCCACUGCAGACCCGUCUCCUUGAGACUUCAGUAAUCAUACAGAGAAACAUGCCACUGUCCACAAAGUGCUUUUUUCCACAUAUGGUUGAUCUGUGAAAUUCUGAACUGACAUAAGAUCAGCCAUAUAUAUUCAGGAAAAAUAUCAGUGCUGAACAUGCAAUAUGAUUGCUUACUUAAUUGCACAAUUUUUCUACAUUGAAUAAAAAUGUUGUUUUGAGUAAACUUCAAAGGUAACUGCAUUUGCUGUCGCUGGUUAUAAAGUCUUUUUUACUAACAGUGAACAAAAAACAGACUUUACUUUCUGGCUCGCUCCUGUAGUUUAGUCUGCGGUAAUUCCACAAAAGCGUGUUUAACCUGCUUACUCUAAUAGCAGGUUUUCUGAGAAGGGUCGUGCUGUUCUAGUGAAACAAAGGCUGAUGAACACAAGGCCAGGCUGUGUUUGCUCUGGGGUUUCCCCAGCGAGCGUUCAGAGGGUCAGCGUGUGCUCUGAACCCGUGAUACUGGGAAACCAGCAGCAGUCUCCUAAAACAAUCGGCUCUGUUCGGCGCAGCUGUAUGUCCUCUAAACCUAAAGCCUGCUCCGAUGGCCACGUCAAGAUUCAACGUUCAACGCUUCAUUGACAUUAGUGCUCUGGAACUCGUUUUGUAACAGCAAAGAAGCUUGGAAAUGAAGCGGUGAACUGAAAUCAGUCCAAAGCUCAUCUCUUGGUAGUUUGAACUGUGAGCAGCAUAUUCCUGUAAGUGUUUGUGUAAUUGCAAUCACAGAGAGUCGUCCAUGCUCAGCGGCUGAUGGAAGGAUGCCAUCUUGUGGUGCAGGAUUGUUUAAGAUCUUAAUAUCAGAUUUACCCUGUAAAGCCUGACAUAUGAAAUAACAGUCAGCAAAACAUUAGUUUAUUGAAGCUUUAGAUCAAAUAUGAAGGAAAUAAGUUUGCAUUUGUGUUUUAUAUCAUAUUUAAUCCAUCAGGCUUUUAUAUCUCAUAUAGUGAAAAUAUGGAAGAAAAAAAAUAGACUCAAACUGAACAAAAAUAUGAAUUUGCUGCAGAUGCUGAUAUGAUGAAAUUCUGACGCUUGUGAUGUAAAUCAAUGAGAUCUUUAUAGCAGUACAGCAGAUACUGACAUAUAUCUCCAUAUGUUUUAGUAAGAUGAGAUUGAAAUGAUCCAAACAUAUAAUGCAAUGCAAUCCAAUGCUGAUUGAGAGAUGAAGAAAUAAACGCUCCUCAGAAGCCUGAUGAUCAGAUUUGAGACUAAAUUUGAUUUUUAUAAAUAAUGAAGCGAAGUGUUCAGCUUUAAAUGAUCAAAGUUACUCUUUUACGUUUACUAAUAAACUUAAUAAAAAUAAUCUGAACAACGUUUACUGU
Messenger RNA from Onychostoma macrolepis, 3336 nucleotides. RefSeq names its product 25-hydroxyvitamin D-1 alpha hydroxylase, mitochondrial (gene cyp27b1). Gene Ontology annotation, biological process: cortisol metabolic process; C21-steroid hormone biosynthetic process; glucocorticoid biosynthetic process. Gene Ontology annotation, molecular function: heme binding; iron ion binding; oxidoreductase activity, acting on paired donors, with incorporation or reduction of molecular oxygen. Lineage: Eukaryota; Metazoa; Chordata; Actinopteri; Cypriniformes; Cyprinidae. The coding region runs from base 41 to 1552 and encodes 503 amino acids. The transcript has 9 exons. The record is from RefSeq and is a predicted model, not a curated record. Gene Ontology annotation, cellular component: mitochondrial inner membrane.